Castor canadensis (American beaver) is the source of this 9504-nucleotide messenger RNA. The record is from RefSeq and is a predicted model, not a curated record. Lineage: Eukaryota; Metazoa; Chordata; Mammalia; Rodentia; Castoridae.
AUGGCGACCCGGCGAGCGGCGCGAAGCGGCUGGGAGGUGAGCCCGGCCGAGCCGCGGCGGCGGCGGCGGCGGGACUCUGCGGCCCGGGAGGACGCGACUUCCCCGCCGGUGCUGUCGCUCAGCCACUUCUGCAGGGCUCCGUUCGUCUGCUUCGGGGACGUCUGCCUGGGGGCCUCGCGCACGCUGCCGCUGCUGCUGCACAACCCCAGCGAGGAGGUGGCCGAGGUGCAGGUGCCCCGCGUCCGCGCCGCCCAGCUCGGCUUCAGCGUGGCGCCGCGCCGCGUCCUCCUGCAGCCUAAAGAAACAACUGCUAUUUCUGUUAACUGGACACCCUUGAAAGAAGGCCGAGUACGAGAGAUUGUGACAUUUCUUGUAAAUGAUAUUCUGAAACACCAAGCUAUAUUACUAGGAAAUGCAGAAGAGCAAAAAAAGAAAAAGAAGAGUCUUUGGGAUACCAUUAAUAAGAAGAAAGUUCCAGCCUCUUCAUGUCAUAAUAAAAGGACUUCAAAAAUUCAAAAUAUCAAUAAAACAUUUAGUGUUUCCCAAAAAGUCGAUAGAGUUCGGAGCCCGUUGCAAGCUUGUGAAAAUUUGGCUAUGAGUGAAGGCUGUUCUCCAACAAAAAGCAAUUCUUUAACUCUUGAAGAAAAUAAGAUACCCAUAUCACCUAUUAGUCCCACUUUUAAAGAAUGUCAGAGUGAAACUUGCUUGCCACUUUUUCUGCGUCGGUCUACUGCCUACUCAUCUCUUCAUGCAUCUGAAAAUGGGGAACAAUUGCAAGUAGAAGAUUCCAUUUCAAAGGGUUUUAAUUUUAAUGAGAAUGUCAUCACCGAAACUUCCUUUAAUUCCAUAAGUGUUAGUGGCCAAAGUGAAGAGAAUAAACUUGUUCUUACCCCAAACUGUUCUUCAACUUUGAAUGUAAUACAAAGCCAAGGAAAUUUUCUAAGUCCAGAUUCUUUUGUAAAUAACAACCACACAGCUGAUAAUAAUAACAAACCAGGCUUGGUGACAUGUCUCUCACCAGAUGCAUUUAGGACAGAUAAUUUAAAGCCUUUGUGUUUGGAAUCAAAAACUGUUCCUGAAAUUUCUCGAACAAUUUUAAGUCCAGAUUCUUUCAUAAAUGAUAAUUAUGGACUAAAGCAGGAUCUAGAAUCAGAGUCAGUCAAUCCUAUUUUAUCCCCAAGUCAAUUUGUAAACGAUAACAUGACACAUAUGUGUAUAUCUCAGCAGACAUGUGAAGUAUCACAAUUAUCAAAUUCAAGUUCUCGACUCCCACAGUUUCCUAAAGAUUGGGGGGGAAAUGAAGUUUUGCCAUGUAUUCCUGAAUGUCAGAGUUCAAAAACUUCCAAAGUUAUUUUUGAAGAAUUUAAAUGUAUAGAAAUGAAGUCAGAUUACUAUGGUUUUACAAAACAAGCCCAUCCUAGUUUUUCUUCAGUUCAAGAGGUUUCUCUUUGCAACCACAAGAACCAACCUAAGAGACGUCCAAUACUUUCUGCUACUGUUACUAAAAGGAAGCCCACUUGUGCCAGAGAAAACCAAACUGAGGACAAUAAACCGAAAGCAAAAAGAUGUCUUGACAGUGUAGUAGGUGAUUGUGAAAAAGUAAGAGAUAAUCAGAAAGAGGCUUUUUCUUCAUAUCUUCCAGUUAUAGAGCCAGUAUUAAGUAAAUCUAAGAGUUAUAAAAAUGAAAUAAGUCCUUCAAGGACACCUUUUGUUGCUCGUAAAAGAAAGAGUGAUGGGAACAUGGAAGUUGCAAAGGUGAAGGUUGCUGCUGCAGAGCACACAGAAGAGUGUGAAAUUAAAAGACUCCAGUUUUCUCCCUCUGAAUCUAAGACAACUUUCACAAAAACCAAAAAGAUGAUAACACCCAUCUCAAAACGUAUUAGCAACAGGGAGAAAUUAAGCCUGAAGAAGAAAACUGAUUCAUCAGUAUUUAAAACUCCCAUUUCUAAAACAAGCAAAAGAAGAAAACGCAUUGUUGCUGUGGCACAAUCUAAUUUGACCUUCAUCAAACCAUUAAAAACAGACAUUCCUAGGCACCCAAUGCCGUUUGCCGCCAAAAACAUGUUUUAUGAUGAGCGCUGGAAGGAAAAGCAGGAACAGGGCUUCACUUGGUGGCUAAAUUUCAUAUUAACUCCUGAUGACUUCACUGUAAAAACAAAUGUUCCUGAAGUAAAUGCUGCUACUCUACUUCUGGGAGUGGAGAAUCCACAUAAAAUAAGUGUCCUCAGAGCUCCUACGAAGGAUGAAGUGUCUCUCAGAGCUUACACUGUGCGGUGCAGGUUGAACAGGUUACGUCGCACAGCGUGCCGCUUGUUCACUUCUGAAAAAAUGGUUAAAGCUAUUAAAAAGCUUGAAAUUGAAAUCGAAGUUGGACGGCUAAUUGUUCGAAAAGAUAGACACCUCUGGAAAGAUGUUGGUGAACGCCAGAAAGUCCUAAAUUGGUUGUUGUCUUACAAUCCUUUAUGGCUUCGAAUUGGCCUAGAGACAGUCUAUGGAGAACUCAUUUCUUUGGAAGACAACAGUGAUGUCACGGGGUUGGCUAUGUUUAUUCUGAAUCGCUUGCUUUGGAAUCCUGAUAUAGCUGCUGAAUAUAGACAUCCUACUGUUCCUCAUCUCUACAGAGAUGGUCAUGAAGAAGCUUUGUCCAAGUUCACAUUAAAAAAGUUAUUGCUGCUGGUCUGCUUCCUUGAUCAUGCUAAAAUGUCCAGACUUAUUGAUCACGAUCCUUGUCUCUUCUGUAAAGAUGCUGAAUUCAAGGCUAGUAAAGAAAUUCUUUUGGCUUUUUCACGAGAUUUCCUAAGUGGUGAAGGUGACCUUUCUCGUCACCUUAGCUUAUUGGGAUUUCCUGUGAGCCAUGUUCAGACGCCAUUUGAUGAAUUUGAUUUUGCUGUUACAAAUCUUGCUGUAGACUUGCAGUGUGGUGUGCGUCUUGUACGAACUAUGGAACUUCUCACGCAGAACUGGAAUCUUUCAAAGAAACUCAGGAUUCCUGCAAUAAGUCGUCUUCAAAAGAUGCACAAUGUUGAUAUUGUUCUUCAAGUUCUUAAAUCACGAGGAAUUCAAUUAAGUGAUGAGCAUGGAAACCCUAUUCUAUCUAAGGACAUUGUGGAUAGGCACAGAGAAAAAACUCUUGGGUUGCUUUGGAAAAUAGCCUUUGCUUUUCAGGUAGAUAUUUCCCUUAAUUUAGAAGAACUAAGGGAAGAAAUUCACUUUCUAAAACACACACUGAGCAUAAGAAAAACAAUGUCUGCACUGUCAUGCCAUUUUGAUGCUGUCACUAAUAAGAAAAAAGACAAAAGGAAUACUGGUCCCCUGGAACAAUACAGUGACAGUGUGAAGUUAUUGUUGGAUUGGGUAAAUGCUGUGUGUGCCUUCUAUAAUAAAAAGGUGGAGAAUUUUACGGUGUCUUUCUCAGAUGGCCAGGUGUUAUGUUACCUGAUCCACCACUACCACCCUUGCUAUGUGCCUUUUGGUGCUAUCUGUCAGCGUACUACCCACACUGUGGAAUGCACACAGACUGGUGCAGUAGUAUUAAAUUCUUCAUCUGAAUCUGAUGACAGCACUCUGGAUACGUCUCUUAAAGCAUUGGAUCAUGAAAAUAUUUCAGAACUACACAAAGAGCUUCUAGAAAAUGAAAAGAAAAAUUUUCAUUUGGUUAGGUCUGCAGUUAGAGACCUUGGUGGAAUACCUGCUAUGAUUCAUCAUUCAGAUAUGUCAAAUACAAUUCCAGAUGAAAAGGUGGUUAUUACCUAUUUGUCAUUUCUUUGUGCAAGGCUUUUGGAUCUCCGUAAAGAAAUAAGAGCUGCUCGACUUAUACAGACAACAUGGAGAAAAUAUAAACUAAGAAAAGAUCUACAAUGCUACAAGGAGAGAGACAAAGCUGCAAGAAUUAUUCAGUCAGCUGUAAUCAAAUUUCUAAACAAACAGCGAUUUAAAAAAGAGGUUAAUGCAGCACUGGUCAUUCAGAAAUAUUGGCGAAGAUUCUUAGCACAGAGAAAAUUAUUAAUGUUAAAAAGGGAAAAACUGGAAGUAAUUCAAAAUAAAUCAGCAUCAGUUAUUCAGGGGUACUGGAGAAGAUAUUCCAGCAGAAAAAGGUUUCUGAGACUGAAAUAUUAUGCAAUCAUCCUACAAUCCAGGAUAAGAAUGAUAAUUGCUGUUGCAUCUUAUAAACGGUAUCUUUGGGCCACAGUUACAGUUCAGCAGCAUUGGCGUGCUUGCUUAAGAAGAAAACAAGACCAGCAAAGAUAUAAAAUGCUGAAAUCAUCAUCCCUUAUAAUCCAGGCUACAUUCAGAAGAUGGAAGCGGCAUAAAAUGCAAUUACAAACAAAAGCUGCAAUAAUCUUGCAGAGAGCUUUUAGAAAAUGGCAUAUCAGGAAACGAACAAAAGAAAAGUCAGCUGUUGUUAUACAGUCAUGGUACAGAAUGAACAAGGAAUUACGAAAGUACGUUUAUAUCAGGUCUUGUGUUGUUAUCAUUCAAAGAAGAUUUCGGUGGUUUCAAGCCCAAAAGUUAUAUAAAAGGAAAAAAGAAUCUGUACUGACCAUCCAGAAAUACUUCAGAGCAUACCUGAAGGGAAAGACUGAACGCACCAGCUAUUUGCAGAAACGAGCUGCAGCCAUUUGCAUACAGGCUGCUUUCAGGAAAAUGAAAGCUAAUAAUUUACACCGACGAACUAGAGCUGCCUGUGUUUUGCAGUCAUAUUGGAGAAUGAGACAGGACAAACUGCAAUUUUUAAACCUAAGGAAGAUUGUUGUCAAAUUGCAGGCACAUGUAAGAAAACAUCAGCAGUUGCAGAAAUAUAAGAAGAUGAAGAAAGCAGCCCUUGUAAUUCAGACUCAUUUCCGAGCUUACAUUUCAGCCAGGAAAGCUCAAGCAUCUUAUCAGAAAACAAGAUCUGCUGUCAUUGUCCUACAGUCUGCAUAUAGAGGGAUGCAAGCCAGGAAAACGUGUGUUCACAUCCUCAAAUCUAUUAUAAAGAUCCAAUCAUAUUACCGUACUUACAUUUCCAAAAAGAAAUUUCUGACCUUGAAAAAUGCUACAAUAAAGUUGCAGUCAAUUGUCAAGAUGAAACAAACACGUAAAGAAUACUUAGGUCUAAGAGCAGCUGCACUGUAUAUCCAGAGGUGGUAUCGUUCCCAAAAGAUGUCUGCACAAAGGAGAGAGGAAUACAUACAUAUGUGUGAAUCUUGUAUCAAACUGCAAGCUCUAGUUAGAGGGUACCUGGUCCGAAAGCAGAUGAGAGUGCAAAGGAAAGCUGCUGUUUCACUGCAGUCUUACUUCAGAAUGAAAAAGAUGAGGCAGCAGUACCUGAAAACUUACAAAGCAAUCCUUGACAUUCAGAAUUACUAUCGUGCAUACAAAGCACAAGUCAAUCAGAGGAAGAAUUUCUUGCGAGUCAAAAGAACAGCUACUUGUUUCCAAGCAGCUUACAGAGGUUAUAAAGUACGCCAGCUAAUCAAGCAUCAGUCUGUUGCAGCUCUUAAAAUUCAAACUGCUUUUAGAGGCUACAGAAAUAGGGUGAAAUAUCUAUCUAUGCUUCAGUCUGCUGUCAAGAUUCAGAGAUGGUACAGGGCACACAAGACUGUUUGUGAUGUAAGAACACAGUUUUUAAAGACCAGGAUUGCUGUGAUUUCUCUCCAGUCCGCCUAUCGUGGCUGGAAAGUCCGGAAGCAGCUCAGGAGGGAACAUGAAGCUGCAAUGAAGAUUCAGUCUGCUUUUAGAGUGGCCAAGGCCCGAAAACAGUUCAGGUUGUUAAAAACAGCAGCAUUAGUCAUCCAGCGGCAUCUAAGAGCCUGGGGUGCAGGAAAGAAGCAACAAAUGGCAUACCUUGAGCUCCGCCAUGCAGCUUUGGUGAUUCAGUGUACAUGGAGAGGAAGAACGCUGAGGAGACAGAUUGAAAGGCAGCACAAAAGUGCUGUCAUCAUUCAGUCAUACUAUAGAAUGCAUCUUCAACGAAGGAAGUGGAAAACCAUGAAAAAAGCCGCUUUUCUGAUUCAAAUGUAUUAUAGGGCUUACCAUAUUGGAAAAGAACAACACUGUUUAUAUUUGAAAACAAAAGCAGCCAUAGUUUUGCAGUCAGCUUACCGUGGUAUGAAAGUAAGAAAAAGAAUAAAGACUUACAACAGAGCUGUAGUCACUAUACAGUCUAAAUACAGAGCCUACAAAACCCAACAGAAAUACACAACCUAUAGAAGGUCAGCCAUUGUAAUUCAGAGAUGGUAUCGAAAUACUAAAAUUGCAAACCGUCAGCAUAAGGAAUAUCUCAAUUUAAAGAAAACAGCGAUUAAAAUCCAAGCUGUUUAUAGAGGUAUUAGGGUAAGAAGGCAUAUACGACAUAAGCACAAGUCAGCUACUCUUAUUAAAGCCACGUUUAAAAUGUAUCAGUUGAGAGUAAGAUACCAUGCAAUGAGAAGAGCAGCUGUUGUAAUUCAAGCAAGAUACAGAGCAUAUCAUCAAGGCAAAAUUCAUCGUGAAAAGUACCUGACAGCUUUAAAGGCUAUUAAUACUCUUCAGGCAAGUUUUAGAGGAGCAAGAGUUAGGCAGGCUCUAAGAAAGAGACAGAUUGCAGCCACUCUCAUUCAGUCAUACUUCAGAAGACACAGACAGCAAACAUAUUUUAACAAGUUAAAGAAGGCAACCAAAGCAGUACAGCAGAGAUACCGAGCAGUGAAGGAAAGAAACAUACAAUUUCAGAGGUACAACAGGUUGAGGCAUUCUGCAGUAAGCAUUCAGGCUGCUUUUAGGGGGAUGAAAGCUAGGAGACAUUUAAAAACUAUGCAUUUAGCUGCCACUCUUAUUCAGAGGAGAUUUAGAACUCUAACGAUGAGAAGAAAAUUCCUCUCUUUUAAAAACACUGUUAUUUGGAUUCAGAGAAGAUAUCGUGUACAUCUUGCAAAACGUCACUUACAACAAUUUUUUCAGUUACAUAAGGCAGUUAUUAAGAUCCAGUCAUCAUUCCGAGGAUGGAGGGUGAGGAAAAAGAUGCAAGAGAUGCACAGGGCUGCUACUUUGAUCCAGGCUAUUUUCAGAAUGCACAGAGCACGUGUGAGAUACCAGGCUUUGAAACAGACCUGUCUUGUGAUCCAAAAGCGAUACCAAGCAAACAGAGCUGCGAAACUGCAGAGACUGCAUUUCAUCAGACAAAGAUGUUCUGCUGUGAUCCUCCAGGCUGCCUUUAGGGCUAUGAAAACUAGAAGGCAUUUGAAGAAAAUGCAUUCCUCUGCAACCCUUAUUCAGAGCAGAUUUAGAUCUUUAGUGAUGAGGAGGAGGUUCAUUUCUCUCAAAAAAUCUGCCAUUUUUGUUCAGAGGAAGUAUCGAGCCGCCGUAUAUGCAAAGCAUAAAUUGCACCAAUUCUUGCAGUUGCGAAAGGCAGCCAUUACAAUCCAGUCCUCUUACCGGCGACUGAUGGUAAAGAGGAAGUUACGAGAAAUGCACAGGGCUGCUGUUCUCAUUCAGGCGACUUUUAGAAUGCACAGAACGUACAUUACGUUUCACAUUUGGAAGCGUGCCUCAAUUCUAAUUCAGCAGCAUUAUCGAGCAUACAGAGCUGCAAAAUUGCAAAGAGAGCAUUUCACCGGACAGGAGAAACACAGAGCUGCUGCUGUAAUACAAAGCACAUAUAGAAUGUAUAGGCAGUAUUAUUUCUUCCAGAAGCUUCUGUGGGCUACAAAAGUCAUACAAGAGAAAUACAGAGCAAAUAAAAAAAGACAGAAAGUGCUUCAACUCAGUGCAUGUAAGAAAGAGCUAACUUGUGCUCAGGCAAGUUUUCAGGAUGUAACCAUAAGGAAACAAAUUGAGGAACAACAGGAGGCUGCAGUUAUUAUUCAAAAGCAUUUUAAAGCCUUUAAGACAAGAAGGCAUUAUCUCCACCUGAGAGCAGCAGUGAUUUCUGUUCAGAGAAGGUACAGAGCUGUAUGGAAAAGCUACAAAACUAAGAAAUAUUUAUGUGAAGUAAAAGCUGCCUGCACGAUUCAAGCCUGGUAUAGGUGUUGGAGAGCACGUAAAGAAUAUCUAGCUGUGUUAAAGGCUGUUAAAGUUAUUCAACGUUGCUUCUAUGCCAAACUGGAGAGGACAUGGUUUUUGAAGCUGAGAACAUCAGCAAUUAUCAUUCAGAGACAAUGGAGAGCUAUACUUUCUGCAAGAAUAGCUCGAGAGUCCUUACCGAGACAUCAAGCUGCCUGUUUGAUCCAACCACAUUAUAAAGAAAGGCAGCUCUUUCUUCAGCAGAAAUAUGCUGCUUUGAUCAUACAAAGAUAUAUACGAGCCAGGAAGGCUAGCAAGUGUGAUAGGACAAAAUAUGGUGAAUUUUAAAAGUCGACAGUUACUCUACAGACACUUGUGUGUGGCUGGUUAGUAAGGAAAAUAGUUUUAGAACAGAAAGACAGAACUCGACUGCUCCGCUUCACAGCAGCUGCAUAUCAUCACCUGUCUGCUCUUAGGAUUCAAAGAACGUACAGACUUCACAUGGUGCUGAACCGUGCCAAGAAGCAUGUUAACUGGGUCAUCUGUAUUCAGAGAUGGUUUCGAGCAAGAUUACAACAAAAAAGGUUUAUUGAGAAAUAUCGUAGCAUCAUUAAAAUUGAGCACGAGGUUCAAGAAUGUCUGAACCAGCAAAACAAGGCUGCAUCAGUAAUACAGAAAGCAGUACGCCAGUUUCUCCUUUGCAAGAGACAGGAAAAACUUACUAGUAGAAUCACUAAAAUUCAGGCAUUAUGGAGAGGCUAUGCUUGGAGGAAGAAAAAUGACUGUAAAAAAAUUAAAGUCAUCCGACUAAGUCUUCAAGCUGUGAAUAGGGAGAUUCAAGAAGAAAACAAGCUGUACAAAAGAACUGCACUGGCCCUUCAUUACCUCUUUACCUCAAAGCACCUUUCUGCCAUUCUGGAGGCUUUGAAGCACCUGGAGGUAGUUACUAGAUUGUCUCCUGUUUGUUGUGAGAACAUGGCUGAGAGUGGAGCAAUUUCUAAAAUAUUUGUUUUAAUCCGAAGUUGUAAUCGUAGUGUUCCUUGUAUGGAAGUCAUCAGAUAUGCUGUUCAAGUCUUGCUUCAUGUAGCUAAGUAUGAGAAAACGACUUCUGCUGUUUAUAGUGUAGAGAAUUGUAUAGACACACUGUUGGAGCUUUUGCAGAUGUACCGAGAAAAGCCUGGGGAUAAAGUUGCAGACAAGAGUGGGAGCAUUUUCACAAAAACUUGUUGCUUGUUGGCUAUUUUAUUAAAGACAACAAAUCAAGCCUCUGAUGUACGAAGUAGAUCCAAAGUUGUUGACUGUAUUUAUAGUCUCUACAAACUCACAGCUCGUAAACAUAAAAUGAAUAUUGAAAGAAUAGUCUGGAAACAAAAAAAGACUUCUUCUGUAGGGAUUCCCUUUCUUCCAGAAACACCUAUAAGAACCAGGAUAGUUUCCAGACUUGAACCGGCUUGGGUUUUGAGAAGAGAUAAUAUGGAUGAAAUCAGGAAUUCCCUGCAAGCAAUUCAAAUGUUGAUGGAUACACUUGGCAUUCCUUAUUAA